AUGAACGAAGAAACAACCACACGAACAUUAUUAGAUAUACCAGGUUAUUAUUAUGAUAAAAAAAAAAAUAGAUAUUUUCUAAUUAAUAAUGAAUUAAAAAAGGAAUUAAAAAAAGAAGAAUUUAACAAAUCAGUGAAUAACGCCAAAAAAAAAAACAGAGAUACUAAUAAUGCGGAAACUAAAAAAUGGGGGAAAAAGAAAUUCCAUCAAAUUCAUGGAAUAAAAGAAAUGAAAAAAAAAAAGAAAAAUGCAAACAAUAAUAAAUUAAAUAAUAAUAUUAAAAAUUAUAAUGAAGAAGAUGGAAUAAAUACUAUAUAUACCAAAAAAAAAAGUUAUAAUAUUAUAAAUAGUAAAGAAACAAAAUUAGAAUUAAUCAACAAUGAAUUAAAUUUUUUAAAAAAAAAUAUCUGUGAAAAUCAAAAUAUAUUUAAUUUAAUUAAGAGGAUAAAAAAUUAUAAUUUUAAAGAAGACUCCAUUUUAAGUUUGCCACCCAUUUUUAUUAAUUCUAAUAGUUGUGAAUAUAUUCAAGUAGAAGAUUUAUGUGAAUAUUCAUCAAAUAAAAAUUCAUUUUGUCAUAAAGAAAAUGAUUGUUUAGACAUUUUAAAAUCUCCAAGAUCUUUUAAUAAUAAAAGAACAGAUAAUAUAGAUGUCUCUUUGAACGAUUAUAAUUACUUUAAUUCAAGUCAAAAAUUAAUAGAUAAAUAUAAACGAAAAAAUAAAAACGAAUUCGAUAAUUUUAAUAAAAAUGAAUCAUUUGAUACAUAUAGAAAGUAUAGAAAAAAUAGCAUAUUCAGUAAUCAAACUGAUGAAUAUAAUGUUUCAAAUUAUAAUUACACAAACAAAAAAUAUUAUUGUGAUAAUAAAUAUAAUCUGACAUAUUGUAAAAAUGGAAAUAAUAUGUUUUCUUGUAUUAAUCCUGAUUAUAUAGAAGAAAAUUUAUUAAUUCCCAAACUAUAUGGGAGAACAUAUGAAAAGUUAAAUUCAUGUAAUAUAAAAAAUAUAAAAUCAAAAAUAAGGGUAAAUAGAUAUAAAGCGAAUUUUUAUUAUUUUUAUAAUAAUACUUAUGAUGCGUUUGCCUUAGAAGCAAAUAACACAUCCAGAGAAAUGAACAUGAACAAUAAUAAUGAUAAUGAUGCUAAUAAUGAUAGUAAUGAUAAUAAUAAUAAUAAUAAUAAUAAUAAUAAUAGUAAUAUUUAUAAUAAUAAUAUUUAUAAUAACAAUAUUUAUAAUAACAAUAUUUAUAAUAAUAAUAGUGGAAGGCACUUCAUUUCGUUUAAUAAUAUUUCCAGUGAUACCAUUUAUCAAGAAAUGGAAGUGCAAUCUUUGGAAGACAGUCAUAUGCCCAUUGGACAUUUAGAUGCCGUAACAAAUGAAACACGUAUUUCUAAAACACAUAAACCAUCUGAAUCCUUUUUUCAUUUAUUCAGUAAUCCUCAAUAUGAUGAUAUUGUUUUCAGUACAACCAAAGAGAACAAUUUUUCAUUCAGUUUAGGGGCUAUCGAUAUGAAUAAUUUCGUCCAAAAGAAUAAGAAAUCGUCCAUAUAUGAUGUUAUUCAUGAAAAUGUCUAUUAUAGUACAGAUACUAAAUAUUUGUGUAGUUAUUCUAAAGAAAAAAGUGAACUAUUAUGUAUUUCUCCACAAAUAUUAUCCCAUUUUAAUAUAUUUAAUGGUGAAUAUGUUGCCUAUUCCUCUUAUCCUAAUACAAAAGAUGAAAAAAGUCUUCUAUGCUUAUUAAGUAUAAAAUCAUUUUUUCAAUGUAAUCCCAAAAUAGAAAUAUAUAGUUUCCCUGGAGAAGUUAAUUAUUUUAAAUUAUUUCCAUCCAUUCAAAGUGAUAAUUAUAAUAAUAAUAAUUAUUCUCUACACCCAACUUCUGAUGAUUAUUCUUUUUAUCAUAAUAAUGAAAUUGACAAGAUUUUUAUAUGUGGGUCAUAUCCAUGUUUCAGUUUUAGUACCUUAAAAAAUAACGUUACAUAUUGUAUAUGGGAUAGUAAGAAAUUAAAAGUGCAAGAUUUACUGUCAAUGAACGAAGAUUUAACAUCAUAUAUUGAAAAUAUUAUUAACGGAAAACAAUUUAAUGUAUACCAACAAUUUGAAAAUAAUUCUCAAAAGAAAUUAAGGUUAUUUUCUUCGAAAAAAAGGAAAAAAAAAAUAUCCAAAGAACAAAAUAAAAAUCAACACGAAACAUUCACAGAUGAAUUAUAUGAAAAUAAUACCAAAAUGAAUAAUGAUAAUAAAAUAAAAUUUUGUAAAAAAGAGUCAUAUAAUGAAAGCGAUUUAUACAAAGGUAAUUCUGAACAUUUUAAAAAUGUUCAUGGUACUUUUAACAACAAAAAAACACAUGAUUAUUCAUACCGUCAUUUUGAUAAUAAUAAUAAUAAUAAUAAUAAUUACAAUCCAAAGAAAUCACCAAAUUCAGCAAAUUCGAUUGAAAAAAUUAAAAAUAAAUGUUAUUUUUCAUAUAAUCAUUCUUCACAAAGUUCACUCAAGUACAAUUAUAAUGACAAUAAAAAAAAAGGAAUAUGUUGUGAAAAUAUAAAAAAAUCAGAUAACAAUAUUUUUUUAUGUUGUAAUACAGAAUAUUUAUAUUUAUGUGAUUUACGUUGUAAUUUGUUAAAUACAAUAUCAAAGUUAAAGCCAAAUGAAGGCUAUGUCAAUAAAAUUUAUUCAUUAAAUAAUAAUGUACAAUAUGUUUCAUCUAAAACAAAUAAUCAUAUAGGAUUGUAUGAUAUGCGAUAUAUAAAUUACAAACAUAAUGAUGAAACAAAAAGUAAUUUAAUAGUCUCUUAUGAAAGAUUCAUAGAUAAUGAUAAUCUUAAAAAACAUCUUAAUGAUUUUUAUGUUAUAGAUAAUGAACAAUAUAUUGUUUCCCUAGACACGUAUACAAGUUCUGUAUAUAUAUAUGAUAUAAUGGGUACUACAACUAAAAUUAUAAAUUUGGAUGGAAAUUCUGAAUAUUCAAAAAAUAAUGUUUUACAUUGUUAUACAAACUUAUCUAAAAUACCAUAUAUAUACUCAUGUAGAAAAUACGAUGAUUAUUAUUAUAAUUAUUAUAAACAAAAAAUUUAUGAAACCAAAGCUACUGAUAGUAAAUAUGUAAAUCAUUUUAAUCCAAUGAAAUCAUAUCCUAAAAAGGACUUAUUUAUAGGAUUAAAUGUUCAAUCCAUUUUACCUCUUUUUUAUAUAAAACAAAAAUAUAAUAAACAUAAUUUCAUUUCUAUAAAUGAAGGAGGCUUUAUUUGUACAAUAAAUAUAUAA
This is a messenger RNA of Plasmodium falciparum 3D7, 3255 nucleotides long. RefSeq lists its product as uncharacterized. The record is from RefSeq and is a predicted model, not a curated record. Lineage: Eukaryota; Apicomplexa; Aconoidasida; Haemosporida; Plasmodiidae.